Messenger RNA from Penicillium verrucosum, 774 nucleotides. RefSeq names its product GPI anchored serine-threonine rich family protein. The record is from RefSeq and is a predicted model, not a curated record. Lineage: Eukaryota; Fungi; Ascomycota; Eurotiomycetes; Eurotiales; Aspergillaceae. Bases 1 to 774 code for a protein of 257 amino acids. The transcript has 2 exons.
AUGCAUUUCUCCAAGAGUGUUAUUGCCGUCACGGCUUCUCUCAUGUCGGUUGGUCUUGCCGCCGACCCUCUAUCCUUCACUUCCUGGCCCAAGGACCCCCUCGAAGCUGGCAAACCGGUUACUCUGACAUGGACUGGCGCUGAUCCUAAUAUGCCUGUGACGAUUCUCCUUCGCCAAGGUACCUCCGGUAACUUGCAUGAUGUCAAGCCCAUCACUACCACGAGCAAGGGCGGCUCCCUCACCUGGACUCCCGACAGUGAUCUCGAGGGCGGCAAUACCUAUGCCUUCCAGAUCUCACAGAAAGACCAGACUAACUAUACCGCUCUGCUGAAGUCAGCUGGGAUGCCCGCGGCUGAUGUUCCUGAAGAAAGGGAUACCACGUCCGAGACUGGCAAUGCUGCUUCUACUGCUGCAACCACGGGUACCACCACCGGAGCCACCACCGGGACCCCCAGUGGCACUACCACUGGCGCUACGGACACGACUUCUGCCCCUAGCACCUCGGCUACUAGCGGUACUACCGAGACAACCCAGACCACAAUGACCAGCACUGCCAGCAAGGCCCUCAUUAGCUCUUCUGCCAGCGCAUCUGGCAGCCCUUCCAGCUCAGCCGUUGCCAGUUCAACCGAUAGCUUGAAAGCUACCGGCACUGAGGCUGUCAAUGGCAAACAAGCAUCCUCCACCGAAACCUCGGAAACUGGUGCUGCCUCCAUUCCGCAAUACUCCGUAAAACUGGUGAUGGGAAUUGCCGGUCUCCUCGCCUACCUCGUCUAG